AUGGACCGGUUGGACCAACUGGCCUGUUGGUCCUAUGGACCGGUUGGACCAACUGGCCUGUUGGUCCUAUGGACCGGUUGGACCAACUGGCCUGUUGGUCCUAUGGACCGGUUGGACCAACUGGCCUGUUGGUCCUAUGGACCGGUUGGACCAACUGGCCUGUUGGUCCUAUGGACCGGUUGGACCAACUGGCCUGUUGGUCCUAUGGACCGGUUGGACCAACUGGCCUGUUGGUCCUAUGGACCGGUUGGACCAACUGGCCUGUUGGUCCUAUGGACCGGUUGGACCAACUGGCCUGUUGGUCCUAUGGACCGGUUGGACCAACUGGCCUGUUGGUCCUAUGGACCGGUUGGACCAACUGGCCUGUUGGUCCUAUGGACCGGUUGGACCAACUGGCCUGUUGGUCCUAUGGACCGGUUGGACCAACUGGCCUGUUGGUCCUAUGGACCGGUUGGACCAACUGGCCUGUUGGUCCUAUGGACCGGUUGGACCAACUGGCCUGUUGGUCCUAUGGACCGGUUGGACCAACUGGCCUGUUGGUCCUAUGGACCGGUUGGACCAACUGGCCUGUUGGUCCUAUGGACCGGUUGGACCAACUGGCCUGUUGGUCCUAUGGACCGGUUGGACCAACUGGCCUGUUGGUCCUAUGGACCGGUUGGACCAACUGGCCUGUUGGUCCUAUGGACCGGUUGGACCAACUGGCCUGUUGGUCCUAUGGACCGGUUGGACCAACUGGCCUGUUGGUCCUAUGGACCGGUUGGACCAACUGGCCUGUUGGUCCUAUGGACCGGUUGGACCAACUGGCCUGUUGGUCCUAUGGACCGGUUGGACCAACUGGCCUGUUGGUCCUAUGGACCGGUUGGACCAACUGGCCUGUUGGUCCUAUGGACCGGUUGGACCAACUGGCCUGUUGGUCCUAUGGACCGGUUGGACCAACUGGCCUGUUGGUCCUAUGGACCGGUUGGACCAACUGGCCUGUUGGUCCUAUGGACCGGUUGGACCAACUGGCCUGUUGGUCCUAUGGACCGGUUGGACCAACUGGCCUGUUGGUCCUAUGGACCGGUUGGACCAACUGGCCUGUUGGUCCUAUGGACCGGUUGGACCAACUGGCCUGUUGGUCCUAUGGACCGGUUGGACCAACUGGCCUGUUGGUCCUAUGGACCGGUUGGACCAACUGGCCUGUUGGUCCUAUGGACCGGUUGGACCAACUGGCCUGUUGGUCCUAUGGACCGGUUGGACCAACUGGCCUGUUGGUCCUAUGGACCGGUUGGACCAACUGGCCUGUUGGUCCUAUGGACCGGUUGGACCAACUGGCCUGUUGGUCCUAUGGACCGGUUGGACCAACUGGCCUGUUGGUCCUAUGGACCGGUUGGACCAACUGGCCUGUUGGUCCUAUGGACCGGUUGGACCAACUGGCCUGUUGGUCCUAUGGACCGGUUGGACCAACUGGCCUGUUGGUCCUAUGGACCGGUUGGACCAACUGGCCUGUUGGUCCUAUGGACCGGUUGGACCAACUGGCCUGUUGGUCCUAUGGACCGGUUGGACCAACUGGCCUGUUGGUCCUAUGGACCGGUUGGACCAACUGGCCUGUUGGUCCUAUGGACCGGUUGGACCAACUGGCCUGUUGGUCCUAUGGACCGGUUGGACCAACUGGCCUGUUGGUCCUAUGGACCGGUUGGACCAACUGGCCUGUUGGUCCUAUGGACCGGUUGGACCAACUGGCCUGUUGGUCCUAUGGACCGGUUGGACCAACUGGCCUGUUGGUCCUAUGGACCGGUUGGACCAACUGGCCUGUUGGUCCUAUGGACCGGUUGGACCAACUGGCCUGUUGGUCCUAUGGACCGGUUGGACCAACUGGCCUGUUGGUCCUAUGGACCGGUUGGACCAACUGGCCUGUUGGUCCUAUGGACCGGUUGGACCAACUGGCCUGUUGGUCCUAUGGACCGGUUGGACCAACUGGCCUGUUGGUCCUAUGGACCGGUUGGACCAACUGGCCUGUUGGUCCUAUGGACCGGUUGGACCAACUGGCCUGUUGGUCCUAUGGACCGGUUGGACCAACUGGCCUGUUGGUCCUAUGGACCGGUUGGACCAACUGGCCUGUUGGUCCUAUGGACCGGUUGGACCAACUGGCCUGUUGGUCCUAUGGACCGGUUGGACCAACUGGCCUGUUGGUCCUAUGGACCGGUUGGACCAACUGGCCUGUUGGUCCUAUGGACCGGUUGGACCAACUGGCCUGUUGGUCCUAUGGACCGGUUGGACCAACUGGCCUGUUGGUCCUAUGGACCGGUUGGACCAACUGGCCUGUUGGUCCUAUGGACCGGUUGGACCAACUGGCCUGUUGGUCCUAUGGACCGGUUGGACCAACUGGCCUGUUGGUCCUAUGGACCGGUUGGACCAACUGGCCUGUUGGUCCUAUGGACCGGUUGGACCAACUGGCCUGUUGGUCCUAUGGACCGGUUGGACCAACUGGCCUGUUGGUCCUAUGGACCGGUUGGACCAACUGGCCUGUUGGUCCUAUGGACCGGUUGGACCAACUGGCCUGUUGGUCCUAUGGACCGGUUGGACCAACUGGCCUGUUGGUCCUAUGGACCGGUUGGACCAACUGGCCUGUUGGUCCUAUGGACCGGUUGGACCAACUGGCCUGUUGGUCCUAUGGACCGGUUGGACCAACUGGCCUGUUGGUCCUAUGGACCGGUUGGACCAACUGGCCUGUUGGUCCUAUGGACCGGUUGGACCAACUGGCCUGUUGGUCCUAUGGACCGGUUGGACCAACUGGCCUGUUGGUCCUAUGGACCGGUUGGACCAACUGGCCUGUUGGUCCUAUGGACCGGUUGGACCAACUGGCCUGUUGGUCCUAUGGACCGGUUGGACCAACUGGCCUGUUGGUCCUAUGGACCGGUUGGACCAACUGGCCUGUUGGUCCUAUGGACCGGUUGGACCAACUGGCCUGUUGGUCCUAUGGACCGGUUGGACCAACUGGCCUGUUGGUCCUAUGGACCGGUUGGACCAACUGGCCUGUUGGUCCUAUGGACCGGUUGGACCAACUGGCCUGUUGGUCCUAUGGACCGGUUGGACCAACUGGCCUGUUGGUCCUAUGGACCGGUUGGACCAACUGGCCUGUUGGUCCUAUGGACCGGUUGGACCAACUGGCCUGUUGGUCCUAUGGACCGGUUGGACCAACUGGCCUGUUGGUCCUAUGGACCGGUUGGACCAACUGGCCUGUUGGUCCUAUGGACCGGUUGGACCAACUGGCCUGUUGGUCCUAUGGACCGGUUGGACCAACUGGCCUGUUGGUCCUAUGGACCGGUUGGACCAACUGGCCUGUUGGUCCUAUGGACCGGUUGGACCAACUGGCCUGUUGGUCCUAUGGACCGGUUGGACCAACUGGCCUGUUGGUCCUAUGGACCGGUUGGACCAACUGGCCUGUUGGUCCUAUGGACCGGUUGGACCAACUGGCCUGUUGGUCCUAUGGACCGGUUGGACCAACUGGCCUGUUGGUCCUAUGGACCGGUUGGACCAACUGGCCUGUUGGUCCUAUGGACCGGUUGGACCAACUGGCCUGUUGGUCCUAUGGACCGGUUGGACCAACUGGCCUGUUGGUCCUAUGGACCGGUUGGACCAACUGGCCUGUUGGUCCUAUGGACCGGUUGGACCAACUGGCCUGUUGGUCCUAUGGACCGGUUGGACCAACUGGCCUGUUGGUCCUAUGGACCGGUUGGACCAACUGGCCUGUUGGUCCUAUGGACCGGUUGGACCAACUGGCCUGUUGGUCCUAUGGACCGGUUGGACCAACUGGCCUGUUGGUCCUAUGGACCGGUUGGACCAACUGGCCUGUUGGUCCUAUGGACCGGUUGGACCAACUGGCCUGUUGGUCCUAUGGACCGGUUGGACCAACUGGCCUGUUGGUCCUAUGGACCGGUUGGACCAACUGGCCUGUUGGUCCUAUGGACCGGUUGGACCAACUGGCCUGUUGGUCCUAUGGACCGGUUGGACCAACUGGCCUGUUGGUCCUAUGGACCGGUUGGACCAACUGGCCUGUUGGUCCUAUGGACCGGUUGGACCAACUGGCCUGUUGGUCCUAUGGACCGGUUGGACCAACUGGCCUGUUGGUCCUAUGGACCGGUUGGACCAACUGGCCUGUUGGUCCUAUGGACCGGUUGGACCAACUGGCCUGUUGGUCCUAUGGACCGGUUGGACCAACUGGCCUGUUGGUCCUAUGGACCGGUUGGACCAACUGGCCUGUUGGUCCUAUGGACCGGUUGGACCAACUGGCCUGUUGGUCCUAUGGACCGGUUGGACCAACUGGCCUGUUGGUCCUAUGGACCGGUUGGACCAACUGGCCUGUUGGUCCUAUGGACCGGUUGGACCAACUGGCCUGUUGGUCCUAUGGACCGGUUGGACCAACUGGCCUGUUGGUCCUAUGGACCGGUUGGACCAACUGGCCUGUUGGUCCUAUGGACCGGUUGGACCAACUGGCCUGUUGGUCCUAUGGACCGGUUGGACCAACUGGCCUGUUGGUCCUAUGGACCGGUUGGACCAACUGGCCUGUUGGUCCUAUGGACCGGUUGGACCAACUGGCCUGUUGGUCCUAUGGACCGGUUGGACCAACUGGCCUGUUGGUCCUAUGGACCGGUUGGACCAACUGGCCUGUUGGUCCUAUGGACCGGUUGGACCAACUGGCCUGUUGGUCCUAUGGACCGGUUGGACCAACUGGCCUGUUGGUCCUAUGGACCGGUUGGACCAACUGGCCUGUUGGUCCUAUGGACCGGUUGGACCAACUGGCCUGUUGGUCCUAUGGACCGGUUGGACCAACUGGCCUGUUGGUCCUAUGGACCGGUUGGACCAACUGGCCUGUUGGUCCUAUGGACCGGUUGGACCAACUGGCCUGUUGGUCCUAUGGACCGGUUGGACCAACUGGCCUGUUGGUCCUAUGGACCGGUUGGACCAACUGGCCUGUUGGUCCUAUGGACCGGUUGGACCAACUGGCCUGUUGGUCCUAUGGACCGGUUGGACCAACUGGCCUGUUGGUCCUAUGGACCGGUUGGACCAACUGGCCUGUUGGUCCUAUGGACCGGUUGGACCAACUGGCCUGUUGGUCCUAUGGACCGGUUGGACCAACUGGCCUGUUGGUCCUAUGGACCGGUUGGACCAACUGGCCUGUUGGUCCUAUGGACCGGUUGGACCAACUGGCCUGUUGGUCCUAUGGACCGGUUGGACCAACUGGCCUGUUGGUCCUAUGGACCGGUUGGACCAACUGGCCUGUUGGUCCUAUGGACCGGUUGGACCAACUGGCCUGUUGGUCCUAUGGACCGGUUGGACCAACUGGCCUGUUGGUCCUAUGGACCGGUUGGACCAACUGGCCUGUUGGUCCUAUGGACCGGUUGGACCAACUGGCCUGUUGGUCCUAUGGACCGGUUGGACCAACUGGCCUGUUGGUCCUAUGGACCGGUUGGACCAACUGGCCUGUUGGUCCUAUGGACCGGUUGGACCAACUGGCCUGUUGGUCCUAUGGACCGGUUGGACCAACUGGCCUGUUGGUCCUAUGGACCGGUUGGACCAACUGGCCUGUUGGUCCUAUGGACCGGUUGGACCAACUGGCCUGUUGGUCCUAUGGACCGGUUGGACCAACUGGCCUGUUGGUCCUAUGGACCGGUUGGACCAACUGGCCUGUUGGUCCUAUGGACCGGUUGGACCAACUGGCCUGUUGGUCCUAUGGACCGGUUGGACCAACUGGCCUGUUGGUCCUAUGGACCGGUUGGACCAACUGGCCUGUUGGUCCUAUGGACCGGUUGGACCAACUGGCCUGUUGGUCCUAUGGACCGGUUGGACCAACUGGCCUGUUGGUCCUAUGGACCGGUUGGACCAACUGGCCUGUUGGUCCUAUGGACCGGUUGGACCAACUGGCCUGUUGGUCCUAUGGACCGGUUGGACCAACUGGCCUGUUGGUCCUAUGGACCGGUUGGACCAACUGGCCUGUUGGUCCUAUGGACCGGUUGGACCAACUGGCCUGUUGGUCCUAUGGACCGGUUGGACCAACUGGCCUGUUGGUCCUAUGGACCGGUUGGACCAACUGGCCUGUUGGUCCUAUGGACCGGUUGGACCAACUGGCCUGUUGGUCCUAUGGACCGGUUGGACCAACUGGCCUGUUGGUCCUAUGGACCGGUUGGACCAACUGGCCUGUUGGUCCUAUGGACCGGUUGGACCAACUGGCCUGUUGGUCCUAUGGACCGGUUGGACCAACUGGCCUGUUGGUCCUAUGGACCGGUUGGACCAACUGGCCUGUUGGUCCUAUGGACCGGUUGGACCAACUGGCCUGUUGGUCCUAUGGACCGGUUGGACCAACUGGCCUGUUGGUCCUAUGGACCGGUUGGACCAACUGGCCUGUUGGUCCUAUGGACCGGUUGGACCAACUGGCCUGUUGGUCCUAUGGACCGGUUGGACCAACUGGCCUGUUGGUCCUAUGGACCGGUUGGACCAACUGGCCUGUUGGUCCUAUGGACCGGUUGGACCAACUGGCCUGUUGGUCCUAUGGACCGGUUGGACCAACUGGCCUGUUGGUCCUAUGGACCGGUUGGACCAACUGGCCUGUUGGUCCUAUGGACCGGUUGGACCAACUGGCCUGUUGGUCCUAUGGACCGGUUGGACCAACUGGCCUGUUGGUCCUAUGGACCGGUUGGACCAACUGGCCUGUUGGUCCUAUGGACCGGUUGGACCAACUGGCCUGUUGGUCCUAUGGACCGGUUGGACCAACUGGCCUGUUGGUCCUAUGGACCGGUUGGACCAACUGGCCUGUUGGUCCUAUGGACCGGUUGGACCAACUGGCCUGUUGGUCCUAUGGACCGGUUGGACCAACUGGCCUGUUGGUCCUAUGGACCGGUUGGACCAACUGGCCUGUUGGUCCUAUGGACCGGUUGGACCAACUGGCCUGUUGGUCCUAUGGACCGGUUGGACCAACUGGCCUGUUGGUCCUAUGGACCGGUUGGACCAACUGGCCUGUUGGUCCUAUGGACCGGUUGGACCAACUGGCCUGUUGGUCCUAUGGACCGGUUGGACCAACUGGCCUGUUGGUCCUAUGGACCGGUUGGACCAACUGGCCUGUUGGUCCUAUGGACCGGUUGGACCAACUGGCCUGUUGGUCCUAUGGACCGGUUGGACCAACUGGCCUGUUGGUCCUAUGGACCGGUUGGACCAACUGGCCUGUUGGUCCUAUGGACCGGUUGGACCAACUGGCCUGUUGGUCCUAUGGACCGGUUGGACCAACUGGCCUGUUGGUCCUAUGGACCGGUUGGACCAACUGGCCUGUUGGUCCUAUGGACCGGUUGGACCAACUGGCCUGUUGGUCCUAUGGACCGGUUGGACCAACUGGCCUGUUGGUCCUAUGGACCGGUUGGACCAACUGGCCUGUUGGUCCUAUGGACCGGUUGGACCAACUGGCCUGUUGGUCCUAUGGACCGGUUGGACCAACUGGCCUGUUGGUCCUAUGGACCGGUUGGACCAACUGGCCUGUUGGUCCUAUGGACCGGUUGGACCAACUGGCCUGUUGGUCCUAUGGACCGGUUGGACCAACUGGCCUGUUGGUCCUAUGGACCGGUUGGACCAACUGGCCUGUUGGUCCUAUGGACCGGUUGGACCAACUGGCCUGUUGGUCCUAUGGACCGGUUGGACCAACUGGCCUGUUGGUCCUAUGGACCGGUUGGACCAACUGGCCUGUUGGUCCUAUGGACCGGUUGGACCAACUGGCCUGUUGGUCCUAUGGACCGGUUGGACCAACUGGCCUGUUGGUCCUAUGGACCGGUUGGACCAACUGGCCUGUUGGUCCUAUGGACCGGUUGGACCAACUGGCCUGUUGGUCCUAUGGACCGGUUGGACCAACUGGCCUGUUGGUCCUAUGGACCGGUUGGACCAACUGGCCUGUUGGUCCUAUGGACCGGUUGGACCAACUGGCCUGUUGGUCCUAUGGACCGGUUGGACCAACUGGCCUGUUGGUCCUAUGGACCGGUUGGACCAACUGGCCUGUUGGUCCUAUGGACCGGUUGGACCAACUGGCCUGUUGGUCCUAUGGACCGGUUGGACCAACUGGCCUGUUGGUCCUAUGGACCGGUUGGACCAACUGGCCUGUUGGUCCUAUGGACCGGUUGGACCAACUGGCCUGUUGGUCCUAUGGACCGGUUGGACCAACUGGCCUGUUGGUCCUAUGGACCGGUUGGACCAACUGGCAUGUUGGUCCUAUGGACCGGUUGGACCAACUGGCCUGUUGGUCCUAUGGACCGGUUGGACCAACUGGCCUGUUGGUCCUAUGGACCGGUUGGACCAACUGGCCUGUUGGUCCUAUGGACCGGUUGGACCAACUGGCCUGUUGGUCCUAUGGACCGGUUGGACCAACUGGCCUGUUGGUCCUAUGGACCGGUUGGACCAACUGGCCUGUUGGUCCUAUGGACCGGUUGGACCAACUGGCCUGUUGGUCCUAUGGACCGGUUGGACCAACUGGCCUGUUGGUCCUAUGGACCGGUUGGACCAACUGGCCUGUUGGUCCUAUGGACCGGUUGGACCAACUGGCCUGUUGGUCCUAUGGACCGGUUGGACCAACUGGCCUGUUGGUCCUAUGGACCGGUUGGACCAACUGGCCUGUUGGUCCUAUGGACCGGUUGGACCAACUGGCCUGUUGGUCCUAUGGACCGGUUGGACCAACUGGCCUGUUGGUCCUAUGGACCGGUUGGACCAACUGGCCUGUUGGUCCUAUGGACCGGUUGGACCAACUGGCCUGUUGGUCCUAUGGACCGGUUGGACCAACUGGCCUGUUGGUCCUAUGGACCGGUUGGACCAACUGGCCUGUUGGUCCUAUGGACCGGUUGGACCAACUGGCCUGUUGGUCCUAUGGACCGGUUGGACCAACUGGCCUGUUGGUCCUAUGGACCGGUUGGACCAACUGGCCUGUUGGUCCUAUGGACCGGUUGGACCAACUGGCCUGUUGGUCCUAUGGACCGGUUGGACCAACUGGCCUGUUGGUCCUAUGGACCGGUUGGACCAACUGGCCUGUUGGUCCUAUGGACCGGUUGGACCAACUGGCCUGUUGGUCCUAUGGACCGGUUGGACCAACUGGCCUGUUGGUCCUAUGGACCGGUUGGACCAACUGGCCUGUUGGUCCUAUGGACCGGUUGGACCAACUGGCCUGUUGGUCCUAUGGACCGGUUGGACCAACUGGCCUGUUGGUCCUAUGGACCGGUUGGACCAACUGGCCUGUUGGUCCUAUGGACCGGUUGGACCAACUGGCCUGUUGGUCCUAUGGACCGGUUGGACCAACUGGCCUGUUGGUCCUAUGGACCGGUUGGACCAACUGGCCUGUUGGUCCUAUGGACCGGUUGGACCAACUGGCCUGUUGGUCCUAUGGACCGGUUGGACCAACUGGCCUGUUGGUCCUAUGGACCGGUUGGACCAACUGGCCUGUUGGUCCUAUGGACCGGUUGGACCAACUGGCCUGUUGGUCCUAUGGACCGGUUGGACCAACUGGCCUGUUGGUCCUAUGGACCGGUUGGACCAACUGGCCUGUUGGUCCUAUGGACCGGUUGGACCAACUGGCUGUUGGUCCUAUGGACCGGUUGGACCAACUGGCCUGUUGGUCCUAUGGACCGGUUGGACCAACUGGCCUGUUGGUCCUAUGGACCGGUUGGACCAACUGGCCUGUUGGUCCUAUGGACCGGUUGGACCAACUGGCCUGUUGGUCCUAUGGACCGGUUGGACCAACUGGCCUGUUGGUCCUAUGGACCGGUUGGACCAACUGGCCUGUUGGCCUAUGGACCGGUUGGACCAACUGGCAUGUUGGUCCUAUGGACCGGUUGGACCAACUGGCCUGUUGGUCCUAUGGACCGGUUGGACCAACUGGCCUGUUGGUCCUAUGGACCGGUUGGACCAACUGGCCAUGUUGGUCCUAUGGACCGGUUGGACCAACUGGCCUGUUGGUCCUAUGGACCGGUUGGACCAACUGGCCUGUUGGUCCUAUGGACCGGUUGGACCAACUGGCCUGUUGGUCCUAUGGACCGGUUGGACCAACUGGCCUGUUGGUCCUAUGGACCGGUUGGACCAACUGGCUGUUGGUCCUAUGGACCGGUUGGACCAACUGGCUGUUGGUCCUAUGGACCGGUUGGACCAACUGGCCUGUUGGUCCUAUGGACCGGUUGGACCAACUGGCCUGUUGGUCCUAUGGACCGGUUGGACCAACUGGCCUGUUGGUCCUAUGGACCGGUUGGACCAACUGGCCUGUUGGUCCUAUGGACCGGUUGGACCAACUGGCCUGUUGGUCCUAUGGACCGGUUGGACCAACUGGCCUGUUGGUCCUAUGGACCGGUUGGACCAACUGGCCUGUUGGUCCUAUGGACCGGUUGGACCAACUGGCCUGUUGGUCCUAUGGACCGGUUGGACCAACUGGCCUGUUGGUCCUAUGGACCGGUUGGACCAACUGGCCUGUUGGUCCUAUGGACCGGUUGGACCAACUGGCCUGUUGGUCCUAUGGACCGGUUGGACCAACUGGCCUGUUGGUCCUAUGGACCGGUUGGACCAACUGGCCUGUUGGUCCUAUGGACCGGUUGGACCAACUGGCCUGUUGGUCCUAUGGACCGGUUGGACCAACUGGCCUGUUGGUCCUAUGGACCGGUUGGACCAACUGGCCUGUUGGUCCUAUGGACCGGUUGGACCAACUGGCCUGUUGGUCCUAUGGACCGGUUGGACCAACUGGCCUGUUGGUCCUAUGGACCGGUUGGACCAACUGGCCUGUUGGUCCUAUGGACCGGUUGGACCAACUGGCCUGUUGGUCCUAUGGACCGGUUGGACCAACUGGCCUGUUGGUCCUAUGGACCGGUUGGACCAACUGGCCUGUUGGUCCUAUGGACCGGUUGGACCAACUGGCCUGUUGGUCCUAUGGACCGGUUGGACCAACUGGCCUGUUGGUCCUAUGGACCGGUUGGACCAACUGGCCUGUUGGUCCUAUGGACCGGUUGGACCAACUGGCCUGUUGGUCCUAUGGACCGGUUGGACCAACUGGCCUGUUGGUCCUAUGGACCGGUUGGACCAACUGGCCUGUUGGUCCUAUGGACCGGUUGGACCAACUGGCCUGUUGGUCCUAUGGACCGGUUGGACCAACUGGCCUGUUGGUCCUAUGGACCGGUUGGACCAACUGGCCUGUUGGUCCUAUGGACCGGUUGGACCAACUGGCCUGUUGGUCCUAUGGACCGGUUGGACCAACUGGCCUGUUGGUCCUAUGGACCGGUUGGACCAACUGGCCUGUUGGUCCUAUGGACCGGUUGGACCAACUGGCCUGUUGGUCCUAUGGACCGGUUGGACCAACUGGCCUGUUGGUCCUAUGGACCGGUUGGACCAACUGGCCUGUUGGUCCUAUGGACCGGUUGGACCAACUGGCCUGUUGGUCCUAUGGACCGGUUGGACCAACUGGCCUGUUGGUCCUAUGGACCGGUUGGACCAACUGGCCUGUUGGUCCUAUGGACCGGUUGGACCAACUGGCCUGUUGGUCCUAUGGACCGGUUGGACCAACUGGCCUGUUGGUCCUAUGGACCGGUUGGACCAACUGGCCUGUUGGUCCUAUGGACCGGUUGGACCAACUGGCCUGUUGGUCCUAUGGACCGGUUGGACCAACUGGCCUGUUGGUCCUAUGGACCGGUUGGACCAACUGGCCUGUUGGUCCUAUGGACCGGUUGGACCAACUGGCCUGUUGGUCCUAUGGACCGGUUGGACCAACUGGCCUGUUGGGCCGUAUGGACCGGUUGGACCAACUGGCCUGUUGGUCCUAUGGACCGGUUGGACCAACUGGCCUGUUGGUCCUAUGGACCGGUUGGACCAACUGGCCUGUUGGUCCUAUGGACCGGUUGGACCAACUGGCCUGUUGGUCCUAUGGACCGGUUGGACCAACUGGCCUGUUGGUCCUAUGGACCGGUUGGACCAACUGGCCUGUGGUCCUAUGGACCGGUUGGACCAACUGGCCUGUUGGUCCUAUGGACCGGUUGGACCAACUGGCCUGUUGGUCCUAUGGACCGGUUGGACCAACUGGCCUGUUGGUCCUAUGGACCGGUUGGACCAACUGGCCUGUUGGUCCUAUGGACCGGUUGGACCAACUGGCCUGUUGGUCCUAUGGACCGGUUGGACCAACUGGCCUGUUGGUCCUAUGGACCGGUUGGACCAACUGGCCUGUUGGUCCUAUGGACCGGUUGGACCAACUGGCCUGUUGGUCCUAUGGACCGGUUGGACCAACUGGCCGUUGGUCCUUAUGGACCGGUUGGACCAAAUGGCCUGUUGGUCCUAUGGACGGUUGGACCAACUGGCCUGUUGGUCCUAUGGACCGGUUGGACCAACUGGCCUGUUGGUCCUAUGGACCGGUUGGACCAACUGGCUGUUGGUCCUAUGGACCGGUUGGACCAACUGGCCUGUUGGUCCUAUGGACCGGUGGACCAACGGCCUGUGGUCCUAUGGACCGGUUGGACCAACUGGCCUGUUGGCCCUAUGGACCGGUUGGACCAACUGGCUGUUGGCCGACCCGGACCGAAUGGGACGGGUUGGACCAACCCAACUGGCCUGUUGGUCCUAUGGACCGGUUGGACCAACUGGCCUGUUGGUCCUAUGGACCGGUUGGACCAACUGGCCUGUUGGUCCUAUGGACCGGUUGGACCAACUGGCCUGUUGGUCCUAUGGACCGGUUGGACCAACUGGCCUGUUGGUCCUAUGGACCGGUUGGACCAACUGGCCUGUUGGUCCUAUGGACCGGUUGGACCAACUGGCAUGUUGGUCCUAUGGACCGGUUGGACCAACUGGCCUGUUGGUCCUAUGGACCGGUUGGACCAACUGGCCUGUUGGUCCUAUGGACCGGUUGGACCAACUGGCCUGUUGGUCCUAUGGACCGGUUGGACCACAACUGGCCUGUUGGUCCUAUGGACCGGUUGGACCAACUGGCCUGUUGGCCUAUGGACGGUUGGACCAACUGGCCUGUUGGUCCUAUGGACCGGUUGGGACCAACUGGCCUGUUGGUCCUAUGGACCGGUGGACCAACUGGCCUGUUGGUCCUAUGGACCGGUUGGACCAACUGGCCUGUUGGUCCUAUGGACCGGUUGGACCAACUGGCCUGUUGGUCCUAUGGACCGGUUGGACCAACUGGCCUGUUGGUCCUAUGGACCGGUUGGACCAACUGGCCUGUUGGUCCUAUAUGGACCGGUUGGACCAACUGGCCUGUUGGUCUAUGGACCGGUUGGACCAACUGGCCUGUUGGUCCUAUGGACCGGUUGGACCAACUGGCUGUUGGUCCUAUGGACCGGUUGGACCAACUGGCCUGUUGGUCCUAUGGACCGGUUGGACCAACUGGCCUGUUGGUCCUAUGGACCGGUUGGACCAACUGGCAUGUUGGCCGAAUGGACCGGUUGGACCAACUGGCAUGUUGGUCCUAUGGACCGGUUGGACCAACUGGCCUGUUGGUCCUAUGGACCGGUUGGACCAACUGGCCUGUUGGUCCUAUGGACCGGUUGGACCAACUGGCCUGUUGGUCCUGUGGACCGGCUUGGUCCUCCCCUCGGUCCUUGGACCAACUGGUGCCUGUUGGUCCUAUGGACCGGUUGGACCAACUGGCCUGUUGGUCCUAUGGACCGGUUGGACCAACUGGCCUGUUGGUCCUAUGGACGGUUGGACCAACUGGCUGUUGGUCCUGUGGACCGUUGGACCAACUGGCCUGUUGGUCUAUGGACCGGUUGGACCAACUGGCCUGUUGGUCCUGGACCGGUUGGACCAACUGGCUGUUGGUCCUAUGGACCGGUUGGACCAACUGGCCUGUUGGUCCUAUGGACCGGUUGGACCAACUGGCCUGUUGGUCCUGUGGACCGGUUGGACCAACUGGCCUGUUGGUCCUAUGGACCGGUUGGACCAACUGGCCUGUUGGUCCUAUGGACCGGUUGGACCAACUGGCCUGUUGGUCCUGUGGACCGGGUGGACCAACCUGUUGGUCCUAUGGAUGGGACCAACUGGCCUGUUGGUCCUGUGGACCGGUUGGACCAACUGGCCUGUUGGUCCUGUGGACCGGUUGGACCAACUGGCCUGUUGGUCCUAUGGACGGUUGGACCAACUGGCCUGUUGGUCCUGUGGACCGGUUGGACCAACUGGCCUGUUGGUCCUGGGACCGGUUGGACCAACUGGCCUGUUGGUCCUGUGGACCGGUUGGACCAACUGGCCUGUUGGUCCUAUGGACGGGUUGGACCAACUGGCCUGUUGGUCCUAUGGACCGGUUGGACCAACUGGCCUGUUGGUCCUAUGGGACCGGUUGGACCAACUGGCCUGUUGGUCCUAUGGACCGGUUGGACCAACUGGCCUGUUGGUCCUGUGGACCGUUGGACCAACUGGCCUGUUGGUCCUGUGGACCGGUUGGACCAACUGGCCUGUUGGUCCUAUGGACCGGUUGGACCAACUGGCCUGUUGGUCCUAUGGACCGGUUGGACCAACUGGCUGUUGGUCCUAUGGGACCGGUUGGACCAACUGGCCUGUUGGUCCUAUGGACCGGUUGGACCAACUGGCCUGUCGGUCCUAUGGACCGGUGGGACCAACUGGCCUGUUGGUCCUAUGGACGGUUGGACCAACUGGCCUGUGGUCCUAUGGACCGGUUGGACCAACUGGCCUGUUGUCCUAUGGACCGGUUGGACCAACUGGCCUGUUGGUCCUAUGGACGGUUGGACCAACUGGCCUGUUGGUCCUAUGGACCGGUUGGACCAACUGGCAGUUGGUCCUAUGGACCGGUUGGACCAACUGGCCUGUUGGUCCUAUGGACCGGUUGGACCAACUGGCCUGUUGGUCCUGUGGACCGGUUGGACCAACUGGCCUGUUGGUCCUGUGGACCGGUUGGACCAACUGGCCUGUUGGUCCUAUGGACCGGUUGGACCAACUGGCCUGUUGGUCCUAUGGACCGGACCGGUUGGACCAACUGGCCUGUUGGUCCUAUGGACCGGUUGGACCAACUGGCCUGUUGGUCCUAUGGACCGGUUGGACCAACUGGCCUGUUGGUCCUAUGGACCGGUUGGACCAACUGGCCUGUUGGUCCUAUGGACCGGUUGGACCAACUGGCCUGUUGGUCCUUUGGACCGGUUGGACCAACUGGCCUGUUGGUCCUAUGGACCGGUUGGACCAACUGGCCUGUUGGUCCUAUGGACCGGUUGGACCAACUGGCCUGUUGGUCCUAUGGACCGGUUGGACCAACUGGCCUGUUGGCCCUAUGGACCGGUUGGACCAACUGGCCUGUUGGUCCGAAUGGACCGGUUGGACCAACUGGCCUGUUGGUCCUAUGGACCGGUGGACCAACUGGCCUGUUGGUCCUAUGGACCGGUUGGACCAACUGGCCUGUUGGUCCUAUGGACCGGUUGGACCAACUGGCCUGUUGUCCUGUGGACCGGUUGGACCAACUGGCCUGUUGGUCCUGGGACCGGUUGGACCAACUGGCCUGUUGGUCCUAUGGACCGGUUGGACCAACUGGCCUGUUGGUCCUGUGGACCGGUUGGACCAACUGGCCUGUUGGUCCUAUGGAUCGGUUGGACCAACUGGCCUGUUGGCCGAAUGGACCGGUUGGACCAACUGGCCUGUUGGUCCUAUGGACCGGUUGGACCAACUGGCCUGUUGGUCCAAUGGACCGGUUGGACCAACUGGCCUGUCGGUCCUAUGGACCGGUUGGACCAACUGGCCUGUUGGUCCUGUGGACCGGUUGGACCAACUGGCCUGUUGGUCCUGUGGACCGGUUGGACCAACUGGCCUGUUGGUCCUGUGGACCGGUUGGACCAACUGGCCUGUUGGUCCUGUGGACCGGUUGGACCAACUGGCCUGUUGGUCCUAUGGACCGGUGGACCAACUGGCCUGUUGGUCCUAUGGACCGGUUGGACCAACUGGCCUGUUGGUCCUAUGGACCGGUUGGACCAACUGGCCUGUUGGUCCUGUGGACCGGUUGGACCAACUGGCCUGUUGGUCCUGUGGACCGGUUGGACCAACUGGCCUGUUGGUCCUGUGGACCGGUUGGACCAACUGGCCUGUUGGUCCUGUGGACCGGUUGGACCAACUGGCCUGUUGGUCCUGUGGACCGGUUGGACCAACUGGCAUGUUGGUCCUAUGGACCGGUUGGACCAACUGGCCUGUUGGUCCUAUGGACCGGUUGGACCAACUGGCCUGUUGGUCCUGUGGACCGGUUGGACCAACUGGCCUGUUGGUCCUAUGGACCGGGUUGGACCAACUGGCCUGUCGGUCCUAUGGACCGGUUGGACCAACUGGCCUGUUGGUCCUAUGGACCGGUUGGACCAACUGGCCUGUUGGUCCUAUGGACCGGUUGGACCAACUGGCCUGUUGGUCCUAUGGACGGUUGGACCAACUGGCCUGUUGGUCCUAUGGACCGGUUGGACCAACUGGCCUGUUGGUCCCCCAUGGACCGGUUGGACCAAACUGGCCUGUUGGUCCUAUGGACGGUUGGACCAACUGGCCUGUUGGUCCUAUGGACGGUUGGACCAACUGGCUGUUGGUCCUAUGGACCGGUUGGACCAACUGGCCUGUUGGUCCUAUGGACCGGUUGGACCAACUGGCCUGUUGGUCCUAUGGACCGGUUGGACCAACUGGCCUGUUGGUCCUAUGGACCGGUUGGACCAACUGGCCUGUUGGUCCUGUGGACCGGUUGGACCAACUGGCCUGUGGUCCUAUGGACCGGUUGGACCAACUGGCCUGUUGGUCCUGUGGACCGGUUGGACCAACUGGCCUGUUGGUCCUAUGGACCGGUUGGACCAACUGGCCUGUUGGUCGAAUGGACCGGUUGGACCAACUGGCCUGUUGGUCCUAUGGACCGGUUGGACCAACUGGCCUGUUGGUCCAUGGGACCGGUUGGACCAACUGGCCUGUUGGUCCUAUGGACGGUUGGACCAACUGGCCUGUUGGUCCUGUGGACCGGUUGGACCAACUGGCCUGUUGGUCCUAUGGCCGGUUGGACCAACUGGCCUGUUGGUCCUGUGGACCGGUUGGACCAACUGGCCUGUUGGUCCUGUGGACCGGUUGGACCAACUGGCCUGUUGUCCUGUGGACCGGUUGGACCAACUGGCCUGUUGGUCCUAUGGACCGGUUGACCAACUGGCCUGUUGGUCCUAUGGACCGGUUGGACCAACUGGCCUGUUGGUCCUGUGGACCGGUUGGACCAACUGGCCUGUUGGUCCUAUGGACCGGUUGGACCAACUGGCCUGUUGGUCCUGUGGACCGGUUGGACCAACUGGCCUGUUGGUCCUAUGGACCGGUUGGACCAACUGGCCUGUCGGUCCUAUGGACCGGUUGGACCAACUGGACCUCGGCCCUUGUUUCCUGUGGACCGGUUGGACCAACUGGCCUGUUGGUCCUAUGGACCGGUUGGACCAACUGGCCUGUUGGUCCUGUGGACCGGUUGGACCAACUGGCCUGUUGGUCCUGUGGACCGGUUGGACCAACUGGCCUGUUGGUCCUGUGGACCGGUUGGACCAACUGGCCUGUUGGUCCUAUGGACCGGUUGGACCAACUGGCCUGUUGGUCCUGGGACCGGUUGGACCAACUGGCCUGUUGGUCCUAUGGACGGUUGGACCAACUGGCCUGUUGGUCCUAUGGACCGGUUGGACCAACUGGCCUGUUGGUCCUAUGGACCGGUUGGACCAACUGGCCUGUUGGUCCUAUGGACCGGUUGGACCAACUGGCCUGUUGGUCCGAAUGGACCGGUUGGACCAACUGGCCUGUUGGUCCUAUGGACGGUUGGACCAACUGGCCUGUCGGUCCAAUGGACCGGUUGGACCAACUGGCCGUUGGUCCUAUGGACCGGUGGACCAACUGGCCUGUUGGUCCUGUGGACCGGUUGGACCAACUGGCCUGUUGGUCCUAUGGACCGGUUGGACCAACUGGCCUGUUGGUCCUGUGGACCGGUUGGACCAACUGGCCUGUUGGUCCUGUGGACCGGUUGGACCAAAGGCCUGUUGGUCCUAUGGACCGGUUGGACCAACUGGCCUGUUGGUCCGUGGACCGGUUGGACCAACUGGCCUGUUGGUCCUGUGGACCGGUUGGACCAACUGGCCUGUUGGUCCUGUGGACCGGUUGGACCAACUGGCCUGUUGGUCCUAUGGACCGUUGGACCAACUGGCCUGUUGGUCCUAUGGACCGGUUGGACCAACUGGCCUGUUGGUCCUAUGGACCGGUUGGACCAACUGGCCUGUUGGUCCUAUGGACCGGUUGGACCAACUGGCCUGUUGGUCCUAUGGACCGGUUGGACCAACUGGCCUGUUGGUCCUGUGGACCGGUUGGACCAACUGGCCUGUUGGUCCUGUGGACCGGUUGGACCAACUGGCCUGUUGGUCCUGUGGACCGGUUGGACCAACUGGCCUGUUGGUCCUGUGGACCGGUUGGACCAACUGGCCUGUUGGUCCUAUGGACCGGUUGGACCAACUGGCCUGUUGGUCCUAUGGACCGGUUGGACCAACUGGCCUGUUGGUCCUAUGGACCGGUUGGACCAACUGGCCUGUUGGCCUAUGGGACCGGUUGGACCAACUGGCCUGUUGGCCGAAUGGACCGGUUGGACCAACUGGCCUGUUGGUCCUAUGGACCGGUUGGACCAACUGGCCUGUUGGUCCUAUGGACCGGUUGGACCAACUGGCCUGUUGGUCCUAUGGACCGGUUGGACCAACUGGCCUGUUGGUCCUAUGGACCGGUUGGACCAACUGGCCUGUUGGUCCUGUGGACCGGUUGGACCAACUGGCCUGUUGGUCCUGUGGACCGGUUGGACCAACUGGCCUGUUGGUCCUAUGGACCGGUUGGACCAACUGGCCUGUUGGUCCUAUGGACCGGUUGGACCAACUGGCCUGUUGGUCCUGUGGACCGGUUGGACCAACUGGCCUGUUGGUCCUAUGGACCGGUUGGACCAACUGGCCUGUUGGCCGAAUGGACCGGUUGGACCAACUGGCCUGUUGGCCGAAUGGACCGGUUGGACCAACUGGCCUGUUGGUCCUAUGGACCGGUUGGACCAACUGGCCUGUCGUCUUUCCGUCCAAUGGACGGUUGGACCAACUGGCCUGUUGGUCCUAUGGACGGUUGGACCAACUGGCCUGUUGGUCCUGUGGACCGGUGGACCAACUGGCCUGUUGGUCUAUGGACCGGUUUGGACCAACUGGCCUGUUGGUCCUAUGGACGGUUGGACCAACUGGCCUGUUGGUCCUGUGGACCGGUUGGACCAACUGGCCUGUUGGUCCUAUGGACCGGUUGGACCAACUGGCCUGUUGGUCCUAUGGGACCGGUUGGACCAACUGGCCUGUUGGUCCUAUGGACCGGUUGGACCAACUGGCCUGUGGUCCUAUGGACCGGUUGGACCAACUGGCCUGUUGGUCCUAUGGACCGGUUGGACCAACUGGCCUGUUGGUCCUAUGGACCGGUUGGACCAACUGGCCUGUGGUCCUAGGGACCGGUUGGACCAACUGGCCUGUUGGUCCUGUGGACCGGUUUGGACCAACUGGCCUGUUGGUCCUAUGGACCGGUUGGACCAACUGGCCUGUUGGUCCUAUGGACCGGUUGGACCAACUGGCCUGUUGGUCCUAUGGACCGGUUGGACCAACUGGCCUGUUGGUCCUAUGGACCGGUUGGACCAACUGGCCUGUUGGUCCUAUGGACCGGUUGGACCAACUGGCCUGUUGGUCCUAUGGACCGGUUGGACCAACUGGCCUGUUGGUCCUAUGGACCGGUUGGACCAACUGGCCUGUUGGCCUAAUGGACCGGUUGGACCAACUGGCCUGUUGGUCCUAUGGACCGGUUGGACCAACUGGCCUGUGGUCCGAAUGGACCGGUUGGACCAACUGGCCUGUUGGUCCUAUGGACCGGUUGGACCAACUGGCCUGUUGGUCCUAUGGACCGGUUGGACCAACUGGCCUGUUGGUCCUAUGGACCGGUUGGACCAACUGGCCUGUGGUCCUGUGGACCGGUUGGACCAACUGGCCUGUUGGUCCUAUGGACCGGUUGGACCAACUGGGCCUGUUGGUCCUAUGGACCGGUUGGACCAACUGGCCUGUUGGUCCUAUGGACCGGUUGGACCAACUGGUCUGUUGGUCCUAUGGACCGGUUGGACCAACUGGCCUGUUGGUCCUGUGGACCGGUAGGACCAACUGGCCUGUUGGUCCUUUGGACCGGUUGGACCAACUGGCCUGUUGGUCCUGUGGACCGGUUGGACCAACUGGCCUGUUGGUCCUAUGGACCGGUUGGACCAACUGGCCUGUUGGUCCUAUGGACCGGUUGGACCAACUGGCCUGUUGGCCCUAUGGGACCGGUUGGACCAACUGGCCUGUUGGCCGAAUGGAGACGGUUGGACCAACUGGCCUGUUGGUCCUAUGGAUCGGUUGGACCAACUGGCCUGUUGGUCCUAUGGACCGGUUGGACCAACUGGCCAGCGGGUCCUUGGACCGGUUGGACCAACUGGCCUGUUGGUCCUGUGGACCGGUUGGACCAACUGGCCUGUUGGUCCUGUGGACCGGUUGGACCAACUGGCCUGUUGGUCCUUUGGAACCGGUUGGACCAACUGGCCUGUUGGUCCUGUGGACCGGUUGGACCAACUGGCCUGUUGGUCCUAUGGACGGUUGGACCAACUGGCCUGUUGGCCGUAUGGACCGGUUGGACCAACUGGCCUGUUGGUCCUAUGGACGGUUGGACCAACUGGCCUGUCGGUCCUAUGGACCGGUUGGACCAACUGGCCUGUUGGUCCUAUGGACCGGUUGGACCAACUGGCCUGUUGGUCCUAUGGACCGGUUGGACCAACUGGCCUGUUGGUCCUGUGGACCGGUUGGACCAACUGGCCUGUUGGUCCUGUGGACCGGUUGGACCAACUGGCCUGUUGGUCCUGUGGACCGGUUGGACCAACUGGCCUGUUGGUCCUGUGGACCGGUUGGACCAACUGGCCUGUGGGUCUAUGGACCGGUUGGACCAACUGGCCUGUUGGUCCUAUGGACCGGUUGGACCAACUGGCCUGUUGGUCCUGUGGACCGGUUGGACCAAUGGCCUGUUGGUCCUGUGGACCGGUUGGACCAACUGGCCUGUUGGUCCUGUGGACCGGUUGGACCAACUGGCCUGUUGGUCCUAUGGACCGGUUGGACCAACUGGCCUGUCGGUCCUAUGGACCGGUGGGACCAACUGGCCAGUCGGUCCUAUGGACCGGUUGGACCAACUGGCCAGUCGGUCCUAUGGACCGGUUGGACCAACUGGCCUGUUGGUCCUGUGGACCGGUUGGACCAACUGGCCUGUUGGUCCUGUGGACCGGUUGGACCAACUGGCCUGUUGGUCCUGUGGACCGGUUGGACCAACUGGCCUGUUGGUCCUGUGGACCGGUUGGACCAACUGGCCUGUUGGUCCUAUGGACCGGUUGGACCAACUGGCCUGUUGGUCCUAUGGACCGGUUGGACCAACUGGCCUGUUGGUCCUAUGGACCGGUUGGACCAACUGGCCUGUUGGUCCUGUGGACCGGUUGGACCAACUGGCCUGUUGGUCCUGUGGACCGGUUGGACCAACUGGCCUGUUGGGCCGAUGGACCGGUUGGACCAACUGGCCUGUUGGUCCUAUGGACCGGUUGGACCAACUGGCCUGUUGGUCCUAUGGACCGGUUGGACCAACUGGCAUGUUGGUCCUAUGGACGGUUGGACCAACUGGCCUGUUGGUCCUAUGGACCGGUUGGACCAACUGGCCUGUUGGGUCCUGUGGACCGGUUGGACCAACUGGCCUGUUGGUCCGUGGACCGGUUGGACCAACUGGCCUGUUGGUCCUAUGGACCGGUUGGACCAACUGGCCUGUUGGUCCUAUGGACCGGUUGGACCAACUGGCCUGUUGGUCCUAUGGACCGGUUGGACCAAUGGCCUGUUGGUCCUAUGGACCGGUUGGACCAACUGGCAUGUUGGUCCUAUGGGACGGUUGGACCAAACUGGCCUGUUGGUCCUAUGGACCGGUUGGACCAACUGGCCUGUUGGUCCUGUGGACCGGUUGGACCAACUGGCCUGUUGGUCCUAUGGACCGGUUGGACCAACUGGCCUGUUGGUCCUGUGGACCGGUUGGACCAACUGGCCUGUUGGUCCUGUGGAACGUUUGGACCAACUGGCCUGUUGGUCCUAUGGACCGGUUGGACCAACUGGCCUGUGGUCCUAUGACCGGUUGGACCAACUGGCCUGUGGUCCUGUGGACCGGUUGGACCAACUGGCCUGUUGGUCCUGUGGACCGGUUGGACCAACUGGCCUGUUGGUCCUGUGGACCGGUUGGACCAACUGGCCUGUUGGUCCUAUGGAUCGGUUGGACCAACUGGCCUGUCGGUCCUAUGGACCGGUUGGACCAAACUGGCCAGUCGGUCCUAUGGACCGGUUGGACCAACUGGCUGUUGGUCCUAUGGACGGUUGGACCAACUGGCCUGUUGGUCCUGGGACCGGUUGGACCAACUGGCCUGUUGGUCCUGUGGACCGGUUGGACCAACUGGCCUGUUGGUCCUGUGGACCGGUUGGACCAACUGGCAUGUUGGUCCUGUGGACCGGUUGGACCAACUGGCCUGUCGGUCCUAUGGACCGGUUGGACCAACUGGCCAGUUGGUCCUAUGGACCGGUUGGACCAACUGGCCUGUUGGUCCUAUGGACGGUUGGACCAACUGGCUGUGGUCCUAUGGACCGGUUGGACCAACUGGCCUGUUGGCCGAUGGACCGGUUGGACCAACUGGCCUGUUGGUCCUAUGGACGGGUUGGACCAACUGGCCUGUCGGUCCAAUGGACUGUCCGGUUGGACCAACUGGCCAGUCGGUCCUAUGGACCGGUUUGGACCAACUGGCCUGUUGGUCCUGUGGACCGGUUGGACCAACUGGCCUGUUGGUCCUAUGGGGACCGGUUGGACCAACUGGCCUGUUGGUCCUAUGGACCGGUUGGACCAACUGGCCUGUUGGUCCUAUGGACCGGUUGGGACCAACUGGCCUGUUGGCCUAUGGACCGGUUGGGACCAACUGGCCUGUUGGCCCCGAAUGGGACCGGUUGGACCAACUGGACCUGUUGGUCCUAUGGACCGGUUGGACCAACUGGCCUGUUGGUCCUAUGGACCGGUUGGACCAACUGGCCUGUUGGUCCUAUGGACCGGUUGGACCAACUGGCCUGUUGGUCCUAUGGACCGGUUGGACCAACUGGCCUGUUGGUCCCUAUGGACCGGUUGGACCAACUGGCCUGUUGGUCCUAUGGACCGGUUGGACCAACUGGCAUGUUGGUCCUAUGGACCGGUUGGACCAACUGGCCUGUUGGUCCUAUGGACCGGUUGGACCAACUGGCCGUUGGUCCUAUGGACCGGUUGGACCAACUGGCCUGUUGGUCCUAUGGACCGGUUGGACCAACUGGCCUGUUGGUCCUAUGGACCGGUUGGACCAACUGGCCUGUUGGUCCUAUGGACCGGUUGGACCAACUGGCCUGUUGGUCCUAUGGACCGGUUGGACCAACUGGCCUGUGGUCCUAUGGACCGGUUGGACCAACUGGCCUGUUGGUCCUAUGGACCGGUUGGACCAACUGGCAUGUUGGUCCUAUGGACCGGUUGGACCAACUGGCCUGUUGGUCCUAG
Molecule: messenger RNA, 23604 nt
Organism: Closterium sp. Naga37s-1
Lineage: Eukaryota; Viridiplantae; Streptophyta; Zygnematophyceae; Desmidiales; Closteriaceae
Source: the annotation of a GenBank genome assembly